This is a messenger RNA of Penicillium brevicompactum, 894 nucleotides long. RefSeq lists its product as uncharacterized. The transcript is spliced from 3 exons. Bases 1 to 894 code for a protein of 297 amino acids. NCBI's taxonomy places the organism in Eukaryota, Fungi, Ascomycota, Eurotiomycetes, Eurotiales, Aspergillaceae. The record is from RefSeq and is a predicted model, not a curated record. Gene Ontology annotation, molecular function: hydrolase activity.
AUGAUCACAGAAAGUAGCACCUCACUGUUGCAGUUAUUUCCCAAUGGCGGAUGGGAUGUUCAUCAUCAUAUAUUUGAACCGACAAUAAAACGCUACAAUGACUUCAAACGCCAGAUUGGAAUUACCAAUUCUGUCCUAACCCAUGGCCUUUCCUAUGGCUCCGACUGCAGCUGCCUGACUACCUUCACAACAGACUUGGGUUCAGAAAUCACUAGGGCAAUCGGCGUCAUUGAUCCAGAGAGUGUCACUCCAUCCCAGCUUACAGAGAUGCACAACGCAGGCGUUCGUGGUAUCCGAGUCAAUCUCUAUCACUACAAAGCGAUGCACGAUCUGGAGCUGCAAAAGGUUGCUCUACGAGCCCAUGCAAAUGCACUGGAAAGCCGCGCAGGGUGGAGCAUGGCUUUCACACAUGUUCACCCGGAAUUCUGGCCUGAACUCAAGCCUGUUAUCGUGAAUGACAUUGUUUCCAAAGGUGUUCGGCUCGUUACUGAUCACUUCGCUUUGCUGAAGGGAGCAAGUAUGCUACCCGCUGAGUGUCAGGGAGAUAUCACCAAGCAGGAGGGAUUCCAGGCUUUGAUUGAGCUUAUUCGAGAUGGUCAUCUAUUUGUCAAGAUCAGCGCGCCGUAUCGGGUGAGCAAGCAGGCCCCAGACUUUGCGGAUUUGAAGCCCCUUGUUCGGGCUUUCUUCGAUGCCAACCCACGACAAGUUCUCUGGGGAAGUGAUUGGCCUCAUACACCUCUGAUGAAGGUGCGAACAAGGGAAGAAGCCCUCAAAGAUACGCCAUAUCUCGAGGUGGAUGAUCUGGCUUGGUUGAAGAGUUUGCGGGCGUGGUUGUCCGAUGAGGAAUGGCACUCUCUGAUGGUGCUGAAUCCCCGCCGCUUGUAUGAUUGGUAA